AAACCAACAACUUCAGCCUCUACUCAUUCUGCUCAUACGAAGCAUUUUUCUUUCGCCAUGUCUAUCAACUACGUCACACAAGGACUUCCGGCCGCCCCAGAAAUUUCCAUCAAGACCGUUCAUAUGGCAGGUUUGCGUGUCGAUGUCUAUGGUCUUGAUGAACUUCCUCCCAAUGUCCCCGUUUCAUGCCUAUGGCUUCUGCACCCUCGUACCAGAUCUCGAGAAACUAUGAAUGAUAUUGCGAGACGCACCAUAGGAGCAUGGGGCGCGCAUGCUGGUAGCAACUCCAAGCGCGGCCUCAUCGCCUUGGCAUUUGAUAUGCCCAACCACGGAACUAGAAGGGUUAGCAUAUCAGCGAACCAUCCUUGGAGUAGGGGAAAUCCGACACAUGCGCUUGACAUGUUUGCCAUGGUAAAGGGAGGCGUAUUAGAUAUGAGUGGUCUUAUGGACCUUGUUUCGGGGUAUCUUGGUCUUGAAAUUGAUGGCCAUGUGUGCCUUGGCUGGAGUCUAGGUGGACAUGGUGCCUGGCAGGCCUUCUUUGGGGAGAAGAGGAUUGAUGCGGCUGUAGUGAUUAUUGGGUGUCCUGAUUUCACAGGACUUAUGUCUGGUCGCGCUGCUGGAUCGAAACUCGACUGCGGCGCUGAUUUUAUCGGAAGCAAAUACUUCCCCAAGGAUCUUAUUGAGAUUUGUAGCAAACACGACCCCAAGGCUAUUUGCUUCGGUACUGCGCCCAUCCCAUCUUCACUUUCCUCUGCCGAGCAGACUCGCCUGAGGGCUAUCCUGGAUGAGCGCGUUAAAGACAAGAAGCUACUCCUCUGCUCGGGCGGUGACGAUGAGUUGGUUCCAUACGCAAACACUAAGGAAUUUUCGACGUUAUUGAAGGAAGCCGUGGGUGAAAAGGGCUGGUAUCGCGAUGGUGGCUUGGAGGUGGAUGAUAGAGUAUAUGAGGGUAUUGGACAUAAGUUCAGUCCUAAGAUGGUGGAGGAUGCUGUGCAGUUCUUGGUUAAUGCCGUGGAAAAGGGGCCGAGAGGCAAGGCACAUGUUAGGGAGGGGGAGAAAAGUGUUCUGUAGAUUUGUGGUAUAGAUA
Messenger RNA from Fusarium oxysporum Fo47, 1087 nucleotides. RefSeq names its product Alpha/Beta hydrolase protein. The record is from RefSeq and is a predicted model, not a curated record. Lineage: Eukaryota; Fungi; Ascomycota; Sordariomycetes; Hypocreales; Nectriaceae. The coding region runs from base 58 to 1071 and encodes 337 amino acids. The transcript is spliced from 2 exons.